AUUCUUCACUGCUCUCUUUCCCCUAUCUCUCUCCUAAUCAAUCAAUCUUUGUGGUUUUCAUUAGCCAGAAGAAAAAAAAAAUGGUGGAGCAAAAAAGAUACGCUCUGUUUCUAGCGACUUUGGACUCAGAGUUCGUGAAGAAAACUUACGGAGGAUACCACAACGUGUUCGUGACAACUUUCGGAGACGAAGGAGAGCAUUGGGACUCAUUUAGGGUCGUCAGCGGUGAGUUUCCUGACGAGAAAGAUCUUGAGAAGUACGAUGGCUUCGUUAUCAGUGGAAGCUCUCAUGAUGCCUUUGAGAAUCAUGAUUGGAUCCUUAAGCUCUGUGAUAUCGUCAAGAAAAUCGACGAGAUGAAGAAGAAAAUUCUUGGCAUCUGUUUUGGUCAUCAGAUCAUAGCCAGGGUAAGGGGAGGAACAGUUGGAAGAGCAAGAAAGGGACCAGAACUAAAACUUGGAGACAUAACCAUCGUGAAGGAUGCGAUUACACCUGGGAGUUACUUCGGAAACGAGAUUCCUGACAGCAUGGCAAUCAUCAAAUGUCACCAGGACGAAGUGUUGGUGCUGCCGGAAACUGCUAAAGUGCUAGCUUAUUCCAACAACUACGAGGUGGAGAUGUUCUCGAUUGAGGAUCAUUUGUUCUGUAUUCAAGGACAUCCUGAGUAUAACAAAGAGAUUCUCUUCGAGAUUGUUGAUCGUGUUCUUGCUCAAGGCUUCGUCAAGCAAGAAUUUGCUGAUGCGGCUAAGGCAACGAUGGAGAACAGGGAAGCAGACAGGAAGCUUUGGGAAACGAUUUGCAAGAACUUCCUCAAAGGCAGAGUUCCAACUAAUUAGUUUUAGAACCAAAUUAUCAAGUUGGCUCUUGUCAUAUUGGAACAAUAUUUAUGGAUUUAUUAUCUUGCUUUAUUUCUGAUUAAUGUAUAACCUAUUAAUCUGGGCGUGACUUAUUUGUGUGUUAUUAUACCCAUGAUAAAUGAAUAAGAAGAAACGAAGUUAUUUAAA
Molecule: messenger RNA, 1001 nt
Organism: Arabidopsis arenosa
Lineage: Eukaryota; Viridiplantae; Streptophyta; Magnoliopsida; Brassicales; Brassicaceae
Source: the annotation of a GenBank genome assembly